AAGUGACACAUGUAUUAUAUAAUUUUAUUUUAUGAAAGCGUCUUUUAGAUUAUGUUUGAAGUUCCCAAAAUGGCCGUCUUCUACAGUUUUAUUAUUAUUAUUAUUAAUUGAAUAAAUUCUAUGUGCAAGGGUUCAACAUCAUCGCUUUAAUUUGCAGGGUUAGGUGGUUAUAACGUUGUGAAUUUGAAAAUAGGUGUAAACAUGUAACUGGAGACAGUUCUGCCACUUGAAUAUAGGCAAAAACACAGCGAUAUGCAGCAACAGGUUUAUUUCUGUGUGUCUGUGGGAAUUUGUUUCUGAUAGAUCCGCCUUUUCGCAUAUUGGCAGACCGUAUUAAAGUUAUUGAGUAGCGUGAUUAAAAAGCAACCCACACAUUACAUUAUAACUCUUUUCCUGUAUCAAUCCUAACCACAUCUUCAUACAACACCCUAUUAUAACAGUUUUCUGGUAUCUGAUACAUGGUAUUAUAACCAUGUUAUCUGGUAUGCAAUGGAUGCUCUGCCUAAUUUUAAAUUUGGUAUAAGUGUUACACCUUUAAUAAGGGAAGUGUUCUGCGUACUUCUGGAAUGAGGCAUAUUGUGGGAGAAAAACUGCAGCUGUAAAUCUAGUCUUAUAUUGUGUAUGGAAAUUAUUGUUGAUUAUUCUUAAAGUAUGCAGAACAUGUUCAUAUUUUCGAAAAUUUGAAUCGCGUUGGUAAAUUACUGUAUCUCCUGUUCGUUUCUUUAUUAUUUCAGGUUGAAGUUUAUAUGUUGGUAUUACUGAGUUUCAUAAAUUAUGUUCACAGGAGGGUACCGUAUGUUACAUUUAGUGAAAAGUACCAACAUUAAAAUUAAAUGUAACUGCAUUAUUUCUAUUAUGUGGAGAUAUUACAUUUUUUUAUUUAACAUACAGAACUACACGUUUCAGAGUAUCAUCGUCAUUACAAAGUUGGUCAUCUGUGGUGAGCGCAUAUGGCAUUACACGCUAGCCAACGUAGGCGAUCCAGUUUGGCUUUAUUGGCAUCGACAACUUUAUAGCUUAUUUCAGCAUUAUUAACCCUAUUUUAAAUAUUGGUAGAGAUAUGUGCUAUAUGUAAUGUUAAACAUUUGUAAUUUCUACAACAACAACGACCGAAAAUUCUACUUUGAAUUUUCAUGUUGGGCAUUCUGCAUGGCAGUACAAAUGGUUUCUUUUAUCUAUGGAAGUAGUUUGUGGACGCUGUUUACGGACAGUUUAUGUUAGCGUUCACUAACGUUUGUAUUAAAUGUAAUUAUGAAUGCUACUAGUCUUUAUGUGUCGACCUGUAGGCUAGUAUUGCACGCCGACAUAGAAGAUUCUUCUACAUGGACUGAUUUAUAUCGCUUGGUGCCAUAUCUGAGACAAUCUCUCUCUUGUACUGUUUGUGGAAACUUAUUAAUAGAGCCACACACUCCAACAGAAACAAAUUGUCAGCAUCAUGUGUGUAGAUCGUGUAAAGGAGGAAGGAAAAAGUUGAAACCUUCUUGCAGCUGGUGUAAAAAUUAUGAUAAAUAUGUAGAAAAUGUUCAAUUACGAAUCUUACUGCAGUGUUACAAAAAACUGUGUGAGUAUGUAACCAGCACUUCCAUUUAUAGGAGUCUCUUAGUAUCUGCUGCGACUGCUGCCAGUAAUGGAAAUAGCGCAGUUGGGACUUCAAGUCUUAUGGAUCUUAUUCAAGAAGGUGCAGGGUUUAAAGAUGAGUACAAAAGUACAGGUGGUCUGUCAAAGUCUGCUUAUAGCAUUUUGCCUUGUGUUUAUACUAGUACAUCAACACAGACCCAAACAGCUUUAGCAUCAGCAGCUGUAGGACCUGCUGAUUCAAAUAAUGGAUUGUCUGCAAGUGAUCUUCAAGCUAUUCGCAGUGUUUCCAAUGGUUCUUCUCUGUAUUCUGUUAUGUAUGCCGGGAGUGGGAACAAGAUAACAAUAAAGCGGAAACCCACUGAUUUGGAUGGUGAAGGAGUGGAUGGUAGCGGUUGUAGUGGUGAUGGACAAAUUCCACCGCAUCAUCCAUUGGACAAGAACAUGCAGGUUAGAUCUUACAUUGUUGACAACAGUCUGCUAGAAAAUCAGGUUAAUGUGGGAAGUUUCAAGAAACCGCAGCAGCGUAUUUCUUCCAAUAAGAGCCCUAGUGGGGGAAGUUCUGGAAGCAAGGGCAGUGGCGCGAGUUCCGGAACCAAGAGGAAGGGCUGUCGAUGUGGCAAUGCGACGGCGACUCCUGGAAAAUUGACGUGUUGUGGGCAACGGUGCCCUUGUUAUGUGGAGAGCAAGGCGUGCAUGGAGUGCCGCUGCAGAGGCUGCCGUAACCCCCACAGACCAGGGGGUCAUAAGGUACGCCCCCUUAUUCCGGAACUGCAGAACUUCCAACUCCAUCUCAGUCCCAGUUCCAUCAUGGGCUCGGCCACUUUGUCGACUUCUUGUAGUACCGCAGAGUCGACUCUCUCGGCCAUAGAUCCUCAACAGUGCUUGACGAUGGAUUCUACUGAUCUUUCUGCAAACACAGUGCAAGUACUAGGAGUGUAUACCACAGAGUUACAUACUGUGUCCUCGGCACUACCAGCCGCUUUGCUCGUCGGCGACGACAACCUCCCCUCUACCGAGAGCUCUGGUGAUGAUACCAGUGAUGUUGACAUAGACAUUUGACAGUACUACCAGCAAAUGGCACCACCAGGUGAUUCAAAUGAUUUUUGAGAUUGACACUUCUUUAAUCGUAAUAAGGUGCUGUGAAUAGAUUAUAAAUAUUUAUAAGAUGAAAAUUAACUCCAAGCAGACAAAUAAUCAGGUGUGCAGUUUUGCUAAGUAUGAGACUUUUGUGUUGUCCACUGCUUAUUACUUCAGAAGUUCAUCUGAUGAAACAAUGUACACUUAUACAUCAUUUCUGUGCGAUGAUUAUAUACUAGCAACUUUUUGGAUGUAAGAUUUUGGAUUCUUAUAGCGGUGAAGAUGUCGGUCACAGUCUUCUGGGUCGUUACGCCACGUGGCAUUAUAGGAAGUUACCAUUUUAUCAUAUCAGGGUUAACACUUCACACCUUGAAGAUGAAAUUGAAAUGGUCCUCGAAAUGUUGGUAAUUACGUGUAAGACCACGCGGUGUCACAACCCAGAAGACCACAAUUGACGACAUAGUAGAUAUUUUUGUAUGUAAGUAGUAGAAAGUUAAGUAUAAUAUGAAAUUUAUUGCUUAAACUAUAAUUUACACACUGUCUGGAAGGAAGUGUUCCGUAAGUACUCAUAUCGAACAUUUAUAUAUAUUUAAAUUCACUAUAUAUGGACUUGGAGGAAGAGGGGAUUGCAAAUGUGUACCAGGAACAGAGCGUUUAUGACAGCCAUGUUAGCACGGCUGGUACUUUGAAAAAUAAAACGUCUUGCUUUCAUACUACGUACACUGGAACGCAGCAGAACCAAUCAGAUAAAAUGUAUCGUUAACCAGCUCCAACUAGCCCACAUACAGGAAUGGAAAAUGUAAUCCAAUAUGCACCACUCUACUGGUUCUGCCAGCUGGUGAACAAAAAAAAUCAUUCUGUAUACUUCAUUUUCACCGCAGUUUCUACAGUUUUGAUAAAUUAUAGGAUUAAACAUGCCAAAUUAUUGUGCCACUUUACAUCACUUUUAUUUUAACAAACUGAAAUGCAGGCAGCAUUUAGAAGACUAAGUGACAAGUUUAACACAUCACAUUUCUGUCGUUAAGUAGCGAUUUAAAAGUAAGGAAAUCUUUAUUAUUACUACCCGUAAAGUAAAUACUGUUACUAACUUAUAGUUAAGUGGGUUUAAUGUAGAUGGGACUACUGUAUCUCACUUAACGAGCAUCACAUAUGCUAAUUUAGUCCGUGCAACUGUGAAGUUUCUGUAAUGAAAAUAUGAUGCACUUCAGCAGUGCAUUGACUUUA
Messenger RNA from Zootermopsis nevadensis, 3879 nucleotides. RefSeq names its product male-specific lethal 2 (gene msl-2). The record is from RefSeq and is a predicted model, not a curated record. Gene Ontology annotation, biological process: protein ubiquitination. Gene Ontology annotation, cellular component: MSL complex. Gene Ontology annotation, molecular function: ubiquitin protein ligase activity. Lineage: Eukaryota; Metazoa; Arthropoda; Insecta; Blattodea; Termopsidae.